AUGCGUCUGCUUGAGCUGCCUGCCAUCCUGAGCCUGCUUGCACUUGUUACCGCAUUACCUGCAAAUGUACCGUCCAAACCACUACCAUUGCUCAUCUGGCACGGUCUAGGCGACAAAUACGAUGCCGAAGGUUUGAAGACCGUCGGCAUCCUAGCCAAGAAAGUGCAUCCAGGCACCUAUAUCUACUACAUCCACCUCGAUGAGGACGGCAACAGCGAUCGAACAGCGACCUUCUUUGGGAACCUCACGGAACAAGUCGAGCAAGUCUGCGUAGACAUCAAGCAAGAUCCACGUCUACUCGCACCGCAGAUGCAAGAUGGUCUAAGAGUAGAUGCAUUGGGCUUCAGCCAAGGAGGACAAUUCCUACGAGGAUUGCUUGAACGAUGCGAUGGAUUGAGUGUGAGGAGCUUGAUAACUUUCGGCAGUCAACACAACGGCAUAAACGAGUUCCAGACCUGCGGAAACUUCGACCUCGUUUGUAAAGGUGCCACCGCAUUGGUUAAGGGCAAUGCGUGGACAGACUACGUUCAAAGCCAUGUAGUGCCCGCGCAGUACUACCGAACCCUUAACACGACGACUCUCCAUGCUACGGACGACUACUUGAACCAUAGCAACUUCCUCGCCGACAUCAACAACGAGCGCGAGCACAAGAACAAGCGAUACGCGGCUAAGAUGGCCGACCUGGAGAAUUUCGUCAUGUAUGUCUUUGAUGAAGACAAGACCGUCAUUCCCAAGGAAAGCGGCUGGUUUGCCGAAGUCAACACCACGGAUCCUGAUCGCAAGGAAGGGCAUGGGAUCAUCCCGCUACGCGAAAGGAGGAUUUACAAGGAGGAUUGGCUUGGUCUGAGAAAGCUGGACGAGAAAGGCGGACUAGUGUUUAAGACGACGCCUGGUGCGCAUAUGUCUUUGAAGCAGAACGUGUUGGCCGACGCUUUUAGGGAGUAUUUUGGUGCUGAGACUGCUCAGAGGGCCAACGGUAUUGUGAGGCAAGGAGGCGCGCUUGAUGAUGAGGCUAUUGUGUGGGAUCAGUAUCAAGAAUGGAGGGCGCUGGACGAGCCCAAGGUCUUCUUGUAA
Recurvomyces mirabilis is the source of this 1074-nucleotide messenger RNA. RefSeq lists its product as uncharacterized. Gene Ontology annotation, molecular function: thiolester hydrolase activity. Bases 1 to 1074 code for a protein of 357 amino acids. The record is from RefSeq and is a predicted model, not a curated record. The transcript is spliced from 2 exons. NCBI's taxonomy places the organism in Eukaryota, Fungi, Ascomycota, Dothideomycetes, Mycosphaerellales, Teratosphaeriaceae. Gene Ontology annotation, cellular component: lysosome.